Gamsiella multidivaricata is the source of this 2292-nucleotide messenger RNA. RefSeq lists its product as uncharacterized. NCBI's taxonomy places the organism in Eukaryota, Fungi, Mortierellomycota, Mortierellomycetes, Mortierellales, Mortierellaceae. Gene Ontology annotation, molecular function: poly(A) RNA polymerase activity; mRNA binding. The transcript is spliced from 3 exons. Gene Ontology annotation, biological process: RNA 3'-end processing. The coding region runs from base 71 to 2149 and encodes 692 amino acids. Gene Ontology annotation, cellular component: TRAMP complex; nucleolus. The record is from RefSeq and is a predicted model, not a curated record.
GUGCCCAAUUGUUGAGAUCUAGGGCGCAGUGCAAAGUGACCGCAUUUUCGAUGCAACACACCAAAACGCAAUGCAAACCUUGGGCAACAGAGAUCCAUCCUCUCUCACUUCACCGGAUUCCACUAUGGCGUCUAGGAGAAAGUCGAAUAACGAUGGAAGCGACUCCGACAUGGCGAUCUCAAGCGGAGAAGAAGGCAAUCCAGGGUCCACCACCACCCCCAACACCAGCAUCAUCGCCGCGAUCAAGGAUCAGCCCAAGGGUGACGAUAUGCAGCUUGGCGUGGAUUUUAUCGGCUUUGAGGAUAGCGAUGGAGAGGAUGGCAAUUUGGAUAAUGGCAACGUCGGCCAAAAAUCAUCAUCUGCAACAAACGAGGGUACAGCAGAUACCCAAUUAAACACGCAUGGCACAAAGCGUAAGCGCUCGCAGGAUGACGAGGAGACAGAUCCCGAGCUAGCUCCCAUAACUGGCCCGCCCCCUGGCUGUCCGUGGAUGGGUCACCGCAAUUACGCAGCAAUGGCGUCUGUCCCCAGGAUGCUGACCCAGGAACUGAAGGAUUUUGUCGAAUUUAUCAGUCCGACGAGAGAGGAGCACCAGAUCCGGAAAUAUGUCCUGCGCAGAAUCCGGGAUAUCAUUCAAGAACUCUGGAGCGACGCCGAUGUGAUGGUUUUUGGAAGCUUUGAUACAAGGCUCUACCUGCCUACGAGUGAUCUGGACGUUGUAGUGAUUCGGGACAAGGCAUUCUUCAAGGAGGACCUUCACCGACUUUCGAACCACCUUCGGGUAACCCAGUCUGCGGUCGAAAUUUCCGUCAUUGCGUCCGCUAAGGUGCCUAUCGUCAAGUUCAAGGAGGCUAUCAGCGGAAUUGCCGUCGAUAUUUCGUUCAACAUCAUAAACGGAGUUCAGAGUGGCGCAGUGAUCAACAGUUUCAUUGACGAGAUGCCAGCUUUGCGACCCUUGACGAUGCUUAUCAAGCAUUUUUUGAUGACUAAAAGUCUUAACGAGGUCUAUCAUGGUGGCGUCGGUUCUUACACGACUGUGAUCAUGAUCCUCAGCUUCUUGCAGAUGCACCCUCAAGUUCAGAUGCGAAGGAUCAACCCUCAAGACAAUCUGGGCGUCCUCCUGAUUGAGUUCUUUGAGCUCUAUGGACUCUGCUUCAACUAUAACAGCGUCGGUAUCUCCGUGAGGGAUGGAGGAUCUUAUUAUAAAAAGGAUCCCAAUACUCCGGCUCCAUUCUUCCGUGGUGGUCCAGGACCUAGGCUAGUGCUAUCAUGCGACGACCCGAAUGAUCCCAAAAACAACACAGCAGCAGGCUCAUAUGCAGUAUGGAAGGUCCGAGAAGCUUUUGUCCGCGCUUACGGCACUCUCACUGGCGCAACUCAGAAGCGACAGCAGGAACUUUUUACUGAUCAUCGAGGGCAUUCGAGGAACGAUCGAGCGACUCAUGUGCGGUUUGAUGAACAUAAUCGGGUUGCGGUCGACUCCAAACAGAAGUCAUCAGGGCUGCACCAUUCCACUCAGGUGUCGCUGAUCAAGGACGUUUUUAUCAUACCAUCGACCAUUAUCCGACAUCGGCAAAAGAUUGCGGACGUUUUCUACGACGGUACUUAUCAGAGGAUGUACAAUGAACCCGAGGGCAUACACGGAUUGGACGAUAUGGAAUCGGCAGAAAGGGAGAUUUCAAGAGGGGAUGGCAGCGACAAAUAUUCCAGCAAUGACAGCAGUGAGGAAGACGGAGCAAUACGCAAGGGGAAGACGAAAAAGAAAAAGAAUAAGGCCAUGAAGGAACGGCAGAAUACGAAACUCGAACAACAGUCAGUGAAAUCUGGGAAGCCAAUCGCCAAUCGCAUCGCGCCCCUGCGCGACGUGGAGUUUGUCGACGGAGGCUACUCGGACGAGGACGAGGAAGACGAUUACUUUGUGAACCUGAUGAAGCAAGCCGGCAAAGAGUACGAGGUUAGCGACGAGGAGGCCUGUCUUCGUAGUCAGCGCAAGGAAUCAGGACACCGGGAUCCGGCCAACGUCAUCGCAAAGGAGGAUUCUAUUCAACUGCCGCAGCUGCAGUCUGUAGCGAACGCGCCCCGAAACAGCUCACGGAAUGAGCAACUCUCCAAGGACAACAAGAAUGGCAACAGCAACAGGAGCAAAUGAAGACCCAACAUCAAGCUUAUAGCUGCUACGAGAUGGCAGCAACAACUGGCGCCUCAUCACGAGCUAGUCAUCGUAGGCGCCGCAUACAUCGCAUACAGCAAUCGGAUCCCAUUGUAUAAUAAACCCUAGUAUGGAAAGCAACG